Molecule: messenger RNA, 823 nt
Organism: Linum trigynum
Lineage: Eukaryota; Viridiplantae; Streptophyta; Magnoliopsida; Malpighiales; Linaceae
Source: the annotation of a GenBank genome assembly
UUCCAUUUAUAGUCACUCGAAUUAGUUGAACAGUUCAAGUUCGGUCACUCUCCGUUAACCUCCGUUAACUUUGACUGACGUGGCGGUCAACUCUGACAGUUGACCGUUAAAUGUGUGACGUGGCAAAUAAAAAAUAAUUAAAAAAUAAAAAUUAAAUUUUUAGAAAUUACACAUCAUUAUAAAAAAAAAUUUAUAAUUAUAAGAAAUAAAAAAAAGAAAUUAUCACAAAAAGAAAUUACACAUCAUUAUCACAAAGAAAUUAUCAAAAAACAAACAACACAAAGUUCCUUCCAGAUUCGUGCCCCGCCUCCAUAGACAGAGUCUUUAGUCUUUACCACACACAUGAAAAUUGGGUUAUGUUGGUUUGUCGUUGCAGGGCUGGGCAACGGCGAUCUGAACGGCGUGACGCUUGGGACGACGAGGAGCGAUAAUACGUGCGAAGGCGAGCUGCAAUGGAACGUGGAAGUGAUCAACAACUGUGCGUGCCCCAUCAGCAACCUGGUCGUUUCAUGCAAAGGAUUCACCAGCACUCUGCCAGUAAACCCGGCUCUGUUCAUGCAAAGGAUAUCACAGGCUGGAAUUAACAACAAUGGAUAUAACUAAUACAUUAGUAUGAAACACCUCCUUUACAAAUCAUUCCAAUCCUUAAUUCUUUUACAGGUGCAUCUAAAAGCUAGAGUUCCUGGAAGUAGCCUACCCUCUUCUUCUUUUUUCUUAGAAAAGUACAACGCAGAUCACCAUUGGCCUGAACUGGCCGGUUAAAACACAUCAACAUUUUUUCGGCUACUUAACUGUAACCAUACAAUGAACUCACGCUUUACCU